UUACAACAUUUUAUACAGACAUGGAUAAAACAUAAUAAGAGUAUACAUUUAUAAUCCAAAACAUGGGGUGUAUAAAAUGACACAUUCACACAAUAAUAGUGAAUACAAGUAGUAAAAAGGAGAGAAAGAAAGAAGGUGGAAGAUGAGAGAAUAGGAGAAUUAAAUGCAUGGAGAAAUAAUCCAACAACCAAGCAACCAUAAUUGCAUAACAUCAACAUAAACAAGAGUGAGAAUAAAAGAAAUUAGAUGAGUGAAAUAAAUACACUCACUCCCUCUUUACAAUGGCAGCUCAGCUAAACAACUAAUACUCUUUCCUCCUUUAAACCUAACAACAAUUUUCUUCUUUCCAUUAACUAUUUCCAUCCACAUUUCCUCGAUUUAAUCAAUCAUUCACCAUAUAUCCUGACUCUAUUGUUAUUUGUUAGGACGAACUUUCUAGAAGGUUUAUUCGUCCGCUCGCCUUCGUCAUGUGGAACUCGACGGCGGCGGAGAAUGUAUUCGCUCGAACGCAGUCGUUUCGAGACGAAGGCGAGGAUGAAGAUGCGUUAAAAUGGGCUGCACUUGAGAGGCUUCCGACGUAUAAUAGAGUACGGCGUGGAAUCUUCAGGAAUCUUCUAGGAGAUACUAAAGAGAUCCAUGUCGGCAAACUUGGAGUGGAUGAGCGCAAGCUCGUUUUGGAUCGUCUUUUUAGUUCUGUUGAAAAUGAUCCUCAGCUUUUCUUUGAUCGAAUGCGCCAACGUUUUCUUGCGGUAGAUAUGAAAUUCCCAAAGGUAGAAGUUCGGUUUAUGAACUUAACAGUGGAGUCUUAUGUGCAAAUUGGAAGCAGGGCACUGCCAACAAUUCCUAAUUUCAUUCUCAACAUGUCUGAGGCUCUCUUGAGGAAGUUGCAUAUGUUCCCAGGAAAAAGAAAGAAACUUACCAUCUUAGAUGACAUUAGUGGAAUCAUAAGGCCUUCAAGGUUGACCUUACUACUAGGCCCUCCAAGUUCUGGGAAAACAUCUUUGCUAUUAGCUCUUGCAGGACGCCAAACACCUGGAUUAAAGAUGUCAGGUAGAAUCACAUACAACGGACAUGAUUUCCGAGAAUUUGUACCCCAAAGGACAUCAGCAUAUGUAAGCCAACAAGAUUGCCAUAUAGCUGAAAUGACUGUUAGAGAAACUCUUUCAUUUGCCGCGCGUUGUCAAGGUGUUGGAAGCAAAUAUGAUAUGCUUCUUGAACUUGCAAGGAGGGAAAAACAAUGUAAACUAAAACCUGAAGAGGACCUAGACAUUUUUAUCAAGGCAAUGUCUUUGGAUGGCAAAGACACAAAUCUUCUUGUGGAUUAUAUACUGAAGAUUUUAGGUUUAGAUAUAUGUGCGGACACUCUUGUAGGAGAUGAGAUGCUUAAAGGAAUUUCUGGUGGCCAAAAGAAGAGGCUCACCACAGGUGAGCUACUAGCAGGACAGUCUCGAGUUCUUUUUAUGGAUGAAAUAUCCAAUGGACUCGAUAGCUCUACAACUUACCAGAUUAUUAAGUAUCUCAAACAUUCAACUCGCGCACUUGAUGGCACAACAGUAAUAUCCCUCCUGCAGCCUGCUCCGGAGACUUAUGAACUGUUCGAUGACAUUAUAUUGUUAAGUGAAGGCCAGAUUGUUUAUCAAGGACCUCGUGAUUCUGUCCUUGAUUUUUUCGCUUCCAUGGGAUUCACUUGUCCUGAAAGGAAAAAUGUUGCAGAUUUCCUGCAAGAGGUUACAUCAAAGAAGGAUCAGGAACAGUAUUGGUCUGAUCAUACAUGUGCUUAUCGCUAUGUUCCAGUAGAUAAAUUUGUGGAAGCAUUUCGCUUUUACACUGUGGGGAGCAAUUUAUGCCGGGAUCUGUUUAUUCCAUUCAAUAGGUGGAAUAAUCAUCCUGCAGCGUUAUCAACCUCUUCAUAUGGUGUCAGUAAAUGGGAGCUUUUUAAGAUUGGAUAUUCGUGGCAUAGGCUAUUAAUGAAAAGGAACUCUUUCAUCUAUGUCUUUAAGUUUAUACAGCUACUUUUUGUUGCAGCUGUCACAAUGACGGUAUUUUUUAGAUCAAAGAUGCAUCACAAUACAGUCGAUGAUGGAGGCCUAUAUAUUGGGGCUCUCUUCUUUUCCAUGGUCAUAAUGCUUUUCAAUGGAUUUACUGAGGUCCCUAUGUUAGUGAUGAAACUACCUGUUAUCUACAAGCACAGGGACUUGCAUUUCUACCCUUCCUGGGUUUAUUCUAUCCCUUCAUGGUUAUUGAGCAUUCCAACUUCGCUAAUUGAAUCCGGUGUUUGGGUGGCAGUCACGUACUUUGUGAUUGGUUACGAUCCUAAUUACAUACGAUUUUUCAAGCAGUUCUUGUUAUUCUUUCUCAUACACCAGAUGGCAACAGGACUUUUUCGUGUGAUGGGAUCCUUAGGCCGAAAUAUGAUAGUAGCCAACACAUUUGGUUCUUUCGCCAUGUUAGUUGUGAUGGGUUUAGGGGAUUACAUCAUAUCAAAAGAUAGCAUACCCAAGUGGUGGGUCUGGGGUUUCUGGGUUUCUCCACUCAUGUAUGGUCAAAAUGCAGCUUCAGUAAAUGAGUUUCUUGGGCACUCCUGGGAUAAGCCAUUUGGAGACGUGAGACUAGGUGAAGCCAUAUUGAGAUCAAGAAGCUUGUUUACAGAGAGUUACUGGUAUUGGAUUGGAGUGGGUGUUAUGGCUGGAUAUGUACUCUUGUUCAAUGUCUUAUUUACUGUCUUCCUAACUUAUCUUAAUCCCCUUGGAAAGAGACAAGCCGUAAUUUCAAGAACCGAGUUCUUAGAGAAAGAAAGGAAGAGGAAAGAUGAAACUGUUGUCAUCCAGUUGAGAGAAUUCUUUCAACACUCAGGCCAGUUAAAUGGUAAAGCAACUACACAGAAGGGUAUGGUUCUACCGUUUCAACCACUGUCUAUGUCAUUCAGCAACAUCAACUAUUACGUCGAUGUUCCUUUGGAGAUGAAACAACAAGGAGUAACGGAGGAUAGAUUACAGCUGCUAGUUGAUGUCACGGGAGCAUUUAGACCUGGUGUGCUAACUGCAUUGGUUGGUGUUAGUGGUGCUGGUAAAACAACCCUUAUGGAUGUCUUAGCUGGUAGAAAAACCGGCGGAGUCAUAGAAGGUAGCGUUUACAUAUCGGGUUAUCCUAAAAAACAAGAAACAUUUGCCAGAGUAUCUGGUUACUGUGAGCAGAAUGAUAUUCAUUCUCCUUGCUUGACGGUAUUAGAAUCUCUUAUGUUUUCUGCGUGGCUGCGUCUAUCAUCAGAAGUUGACUUAGAGACACAAAUGGCCUUUGUAAACGAAGUUAUGGAACUUGUUGAACUGAGUUCGUUGAGUGGGGCAUUGGUCGGUCUCCCUGGAGUUGAUGGUUUGUCAACAGAACAAAGGAAGAGGUUAACUAUCGCAGUUGAAUUGGUUGCAAAUCCAUCUAUUAUCUUCAUGGAUGAGCCAACAACUGGAUUAGAUGCAAGAUCUGCUGCCAUUGUGAUGAGAACUGUCAGGAAUAUCGUUAACACUGGUCGAACUAUUGUCUGCACAAUUCAUCAACCAAGCAUUGACAUUUUUGAAUCCUUUGAUGAGCUUUUGUUUAUGAAACGCGGAGGCCAAGUCAUUUAUGCUGGUCAACUAGGACCAAAAUCUUGCAAGCUCAUCGAUUACUUUGAGGCUGUGGAAGGGGUGCAAACGAUCAAGCCUGGUUACAACCCCGCAGCAUGGAUGCUUGAAGCUACGUCUGUGACUGAAGAAGCACGUCUGGGUGUAGAUUUCGCUGAAAUCUACAAAAAGUCGUGGCUAUUUCAGUAUAACAAAGAGUUGGUUGAUCGUUUGAGAAAACCGCCAAGUAACUCUAAAGAAAUAACUUUUCCAACAAAAUAUUCGAGAUCCUUCUCUGAUCAAUUCCUGACAUGUCUUUGGAAGCAAAAUCUAUCAUACUGGCGGAAUCCUCAGUACACUGCUGUUCGUUUCUUCUACACCAUUAUCAUCUCACUGAUGCUUGGUUCGAUAUGCUGGAAAUUUGGCUCUAAAAAGGAAAAUCAGCAGGAUAUUAUAAAUGCAAUGGGUUCACUAUAUGCAGCGGUUCUAUUCCUUGGAAUCACCAAUGGUACAGCAGUGCAGCCUGUUGUUUCCAUUGAAAGAUUUGUUUCCUACAGAGAGCGAGCGGCAGGGUUAUAUUCAGCUCUACCUUUCGCCUUCGCACAGGUAGCCAUAGAAUUUCCUUAUCUAUUGGGACAGACAAUCAUAUAUGCAGUAAUCUUCUAUGCUAUGGCAUCGUUCGAAUGGACAGCUCUGAAAUUUGUUUGGUAUAUCUUCUUCACAUACUUCACAGUACUAUACUUCACAUUUUUCGGAAUGAUGACAACAGCGAUCACACCCAAUCACAAUGUCGCGUCAAUUAUAGCUGCUCCGUUCUAUAUGCUUUGGAACCUCUUCAGUGGCCUCAUGAUUCCUUACAAGAGACUUCCUAUAUGGUGGAGGUGGUAUUACUGGAUAAACCCAGUAGCCUGGAGUCUUUAUGGGCUUCUUACAUCACAAUAUGGUGAUGAUCACACGAUGGUGAAGUUAUCAGACGGUAUACACUCGGCAGCUAUACAGCAGCUACUAAAAGAUGGGCUGGGAUACAGGCAUGAUUUCGUGGGUGUUGCCGGUAUAGUAGUGUCUGGUUUCUGUGUGUUCUUUGCAGUCGUUUUUGCAUAUGCAAUAAAAUCAUUCAAUUUCCAGAAAAGGUGAUAAAACACAUUUUAGACGUAUUUAAACAUAUGAUCGAGUAAUCUGUAUAGAAAACAAUAUUAUACUUAUAGGACCAAUCAUUUUUAUAUUUGGGAAUUGGGAUAUUAAUAAUACUUCUAUUUUGUAUUGCAUUAUGAAACAACUCCAGUAAGAUACGAGUCACGUAUUUUCUUAUUUAUACUUCUUGCGUUCUUUUUAAGUUGGAUCAUUUCUUUUGAGAAAGUCUGGCACUAUUUCAAAAAUAUGGUUCAGCAAAAAUAGAAUGGCAGAAGAAUUUGAACACAAACCCAAAUAAAGGUUUGUCCUUCCAAAUUUACGUACUAAAAAUUGAAGCUUGAUGAAGA
This is a messenger RNA of Amaranthus tricolor (Joseph's coat), 5071 nucleotides long. Its product is annotated as ABC transporter G family member 32. Gene Ontology annotation, cellular component: membrane. Bases 468 to 4727 code for a protein of 1419 amino acids. NCBI's taxonomy places the organism in Eukaryota, Viridiplantae, Streptophyta, Magnoliopsida, Caryophyllales, Amaranthaceae. The transcript is spliced from 24 exons. Gene Ontology annotation, molecular function: ATP binding; ATP hydrolysis activity; ABC-type transporter activity. The record is from RefSeq and is a predicted model, not a curated record.